Molecule: messenger RNA, 842 nt
Organism: Aspergillus homomorphus CBS 101889
Lineage: Eukaryota; Fungi; Ascomycota; Eurotiomycetes; Eurotiales; Aspergillaceae
Product: SDR family oxidoreductase
Exons: 4
Coding region: 1-750 (249 amino acids)
Molecular function (GO): oxidoreductase activity
Source: RefSeq, a predicted model, not a curated record
AUGACCUCAACAACCUACCUGAUAACCGGAGCGGGUCGAGGAAUCGGCUACGGCCUCACCAAAGCCCUCCUAUCCCGCAGCAAUUCGACCGUCAUCGCCGCCAUCCGCGACCCAUCCGCCGAACCAGCCCAGACUCUCCGCGCUCUCCCCACCGGCCCAGGCUCACGACUCAUCCUCGUCAAGCUCGACGCCGAAUCCGACACCGACGCCCACGAGGCCAUGCGAUACCUCCAGGAAACUGAGAACAUUCACCACCUGGACGUCGUGGUCGCCAACGCAGGCUAUUACGACGACGACUACCGACUGGAAGACGUACCCAUCUCCAAAGUCCAGCGCCACCUGGACGUGAAUACCGUCGGCUUAGUCCGUCUCUUCCAGGCGGUGUUCAAGCCGUUGGGGCGAAGCACACAGUCGCCGAAAUUCGUGACCAUCAGCAGUUUCAUGGGCAGUAUCGCUGGCCUGACGAUGGAGUACUUCCCCGGUGGGGGUUAUGGUGCCAGUAAAGCGGCGGCGAAUUGGAUUACGAGGAAGAUUCAUGUGGAGAAUCAGGGGUUUGUGAGCUUUAUGAUACAUCCGGGGUUCGUCAAGACAGUUAUGGGGAAUGCAGCUGCUAGGAGUAUUGGAUUGGAUUCGGCGUUUAGUGAGGUUGAUGAGUGCGCGGAAGGGAUUAUCAGGCUGAUUGAUGGUGCGACGAGAGAGUUUGUUGGUGGUCGGUUUGUCACUCUCAAGGGCGAUGAUAUGGCUUUCUGAGAUAGAAUAGUAGAGGUGGCGACUUGGAAGGAAGCUGGGCUAAUUUGGUGGGUAGACAUGUGAUUGUUUUGUAUGUAUUGUAUUGAUUGGAG